Rasamsonia emersonii CBS 393.64 is the source of this 1896-nucleotide messenger RNA. RefSeq names its product Eukaryotic translation initiation factor 3 subunit EifCd. Bases 1 to 1896 code for a protein of 631 amino acids. The record is from RefSeq and is a predicted model, not a curated record. Gene Ontology annotation, cellular component: eukaryotic translation initiation factor 3 complex; cytoplasm. Gene Ontology annotation, molecular function: translation initiation factor activity. Gene Ontology annotation, biological process: translational initiation. Lineage: Eukaryota; Fungi; Ascomycota; Eurotiomycetes; Eurotiales; Trichocomaceae. The transcript is spliced from 2 exons.
AUGGCUCCCAUUUCUCUGGCCAACAUCGUCUCGUCCCUCCCGUCGGAGGACUCCUGGGGUCCCCCCACCUCCACCGAUAACACCCUCGAUGGCGUGCCCUACGCCCCCUUCUCCAAGGGCGACAAGCUCGGCAGAAUGGCCGACUGGACUGCAGAGAAGGAUCGUGAACGCGGUGGCCGACAGGCCUACAACCGGAAUUUCAGAGACCAACAGGUGUAUGGCGCAGGAACCUCCAGUCUCUUCGCCGUCCAGGUCGCCGAAGACGAGUCCUCCUUCUCUGUUGUCGACAACACCCGCACGUCUGCAAAGGCCCGUGGUUUCGGCCGCGGCGGUGGCACCAUCUUCCGCGGCCGUGGCCAGCGUGGCACCCUCCAGCGCGGCGGCCGGGCUGGCUUCCAGAGAGUCGGUGCUGGGCGAGGCCAGGCUGGUAUCUACGACCAGCGCGUUGCCCGCGGUGGACGCGGUCGUCGCUUCGGAUGGAAGGACUACGACAAGCCCCAGCGGAACCGGGACAGCUCCGUCAACAUCCGCCCGGAGUGGACCCUGCUCGAAGAGGUCGACUUCAACCGGCUGUCGAAGCUGCAUCUGGAGACGCCUGAUGGCGACGAUAUCGAGAACUACGGAUUCCUCUACUACUACGACCGGUCGUACGACAAGGCGCCCGUUAAGGGAGCCGAGCGCAAGCUGCAGUCCCUCGAGCGGGCUGCCUAUAACGUGACCACCUCGUCCGACCCUGUAAUCCAAGAGCUUGCGGAGAAGAAUGAGGCCACCGUCUUUGCCACGGCCGACAUCCUGUCCAUGCUGAUGUGCGCGCCGCGCAGUGUGUACUCGUGGGAUAUCAUCAUUGUCAAGCAAGGCGACAAGAUUUUCUUCGACAAGCGCGAGGGCUCCUCGAUCGACCUGGUCACGGUCAACGAGAACGCGGCAGAUGCGCCCCUGGAAGUGUCCGAGUCCGGUGGCAAACAGGACGCGAUCAACACGCCGAGCGCGCUGGCCCUGGAGGCGACAUUUAUCAACCACAACUUCGCGCUGCAGACGGUGUCCGAGUCAGACACGAACAAGGUUGAAUUCGAGCACCCGAACCCGUUCUACAACGCCGCGGAGGAGACGGAGCCUCUGGCGUCGAAGGCGUACAAGUACCGGCGGUUCGACCUGUCGCUUGAGAAGGAUGAGGAGCCGCUGAACCUGAUCGUCCGUACGGAAGUCGACGCGGUGUUGAAGAGCUCCACCGGUGAGAACCAGCAGCUGGUGAUCCGGGCGCUGAACGAGUUCGACCACAAGGCCCAAGGUGCAGGCGGUGCGCUGGACUGGCGGACCAAACUGGCGUCGCAGCGGGGAGCCGUCGUGGCGACGGAGAUGAAGAACAACAGCUGCAAGCUGGCGCGGUGGACGACGCAGGCCAUCCUGGCCAAGGCGGACGUGAUGAAGCUGGGGUUCGUGUCGCGCGCCAACCCGAAAUCUGCCGCGGCGCACGUCAUCCUGGGCGUGGUGGGCUACAAGCCGCGCGAAUUCGCGGCGCAGAUGAACCUGAACCUGAGUAACGGAUGGGGUAUUGUGCGAACGAUCGUCGACCUAAUCCGCAGCCUGGACGAGGAAGAAGAAGAAGGCGAAGGCGAGGGCGAGGGCAAGGGCGAAGGCGAAGGUGCCAGUGAAGGCGCCAGCGGCGAAGGAGAGAAGAAAGAGGAGGGCGAGAGCGGCGAGAAGAAGCAGCAGCAACAGAAGCAGGAGCAACAGCGCAGCGACGAAGAAGAAAAGAUCAAGAAGUACGUCCUCGUCAAGGACCCGAACAAGCCGGUCAUCCGGCUGUACAGCGUCCCGCCCAACACGUUCGAAGAGGACGAGGCAGCAGAAGAGAAAGAGGAUGAAGAAAAGGGCGAGGAGGAGGAAGAGGAGUAA